AUGGCUUCCUUGUCGCGUAUCCUCGCCCCCGAUCCCGACCCUUCCCAAGCACCUCCCUCUCCCUCACCAGCUGCCACGCCCACUCGUCCUCCUCCUCCAGCGCCUCCUGUCGAGCGGCCGUCUGCCAUGCCGCCCCGGAAGAAAGCCCAGGAGCCAGUGGAUGACGACGCCGUCUCAACACCCAAAGCCGAUGCUUCCAAGGGUCCGGACGAGGGGGACGAAACCACGUAUACCUCCACCACCACCUCCACCAGGCGCAAUGCGAACGGGAACACCUCGACUGUCUACUCGGGCAACAAGAUUAGGCAUCUCAAGAAGGAGGAUGGCAUUCCCCUGUGGAGGAAGGACAUCCAAUACGACUUUCUCAAGCUCGUGUUCGACGAUCAGACAAAAUGCUUCACCAAGUACAGCGACCGCUCCAAGGGACACACCUUUGCAGACAUCUACAUUGAUGCCAUGGCCAAGAGCAGCAAGUGUAGCAAGAUCUUGAAGGAGAAGCUUCUCCAGGACCAGGACGGAGCCAUCAGCAUGGCCAUGGUCUGCUUGCUGGUCAACGUCGGACGUAUGAACACGACACUGAAUUGUAAUCUACCCCACACACCUCCCAAGUGCUCAAGCUGCAGAGGUGGCAUUGCUGACGGUGUCUAGUCUUCCCCGAAAUGCGAGCCCAAUUGCGGACCUACCAUUCCAUACCCGCCCUACAGGCACACCAGGACCCAAAUGCGUACAAGCAGCUUCAGGAUGCUCCUCGCCUCAAGUCCAUCCUCAAGGGAGCCACGGAAGAUGAACCACAGCCAAGUACGAUGGAGGACAUCAAAGCCACUGCGAUUCCACGGACCAACCCCGUCAACCUCAUCUUCGUUAUGAGCCAGUAUGCGCCCAAGGUGAGCGAGGUCCACUUCCAGCCUCCGCGUGACUUCUUUGAUCUGGUCAUGAAGUCCGACAUCAGUAGUGAGAGCCGAGCCAAAGCAUUCCUGUGGUUGAUCUGGUGGUACCUCGAGAGCGACUUCAGCUACGAAGACAGCCAACGAAAUCCUUUCGGGCCUGGAAUCUAUGGCGAGGAUGAGGAGGGCACGACUGGAACCCUUCCGCUGAGAGUGCCGACCCUGCAGAGCUUGACGGAAGAAGAAGCCGCCCUCGAGAACGUGGACACAGAGGACGAGCAGCACUUUGGCGAGGUCAAGCGGAAAGAACGUAUCGCGAUCCUGGCCAGUGAGCCGAGCCCGGCCAUGACGGCUUUGAAACGAGCGAGGAAGGAGAAGGGCUUGACGACCGGCCACAACGCACAGCCCAGCGAUGAUGAAGGUAGCGAGGCUGGCUACCAAAAGACUAUCCGUGAGUUCCUCCAACUCAAUCCGAACGUACUCAUGCUGACAUUCCACUCUAGCUACGUCGGUCGGCAGGAGUGGCCUGCAGCACGAGACCGGCAGUGAGUACACAAGAUCUCCAUCCCCAGUUGCCCCUCGUGGGUUUCAAGCUGUCAAUGCGAAGCCUGUGGGUGACAUGCGCAUCAACAAUCUCUUGAACAGCGACGACGUGGGCCCCGACAUGUCUCCCUCACACGGCCCCACACCUGCUGCACCUCCCGUUAAGAAAGGACCUGGCAGAGGGAACUGGCGUCGUAACAAGAAACCCGAGGCAGCCGCUCCUGCACGGUCAUCUCAAGAUGGCUCACAUCACGUUCCCCUACUUCCAAACACAGGCCAGAUCAGCUUCGUCAACGAUGGCCCUGCGCAAAUGCAGGUACCCCAGUCCUCUCCGAAUCAGCCGUCAACAAUCUCCUUUGCUGCCCCGAAUACCCACGACCACAUCCCUACACCAUCGUAUCAGGCGCAAAAGCGACAUCGUGGCGUCACGCAGCAUCAGUCAGCUGUGAAUCAACAUCGAAAGAUGCAAAUCGACUACACACUAGACAAGAGGAUACGCAAGGAGCACAUCCGAGCACGGGACAAGCGAGAAGCAGAGGGUGCAAUCAUUCGCGCUUGGAAGCGCAUCCGCUCCAUGCCACCUGAUUACGACUCCGAGGAAGAAGGAAUCAAAAUACGAAAGGUCAAGGAUCGUGUUAAUGGGAAUGAUGAUGAUUGGCGGGUCACCAAGGGCAACAAAGAGAACGAAGAUUUCAUGGACGUCGACUCAUGGCGUCGUCCACGAGUGCUCUUUGCCGGCUACGUACGCAUGAACCAGGAGCCUUCAGAUGUCGGGGAGGAGGCGAAGACUCUUGCACAAUCUUUCCGUCGAGCUUCAAGACGACUCGAGCGAUGGCAGUCUUCUGCACAUCCUGGGAAUAUCGUUGAGCGGCGGAGAGAACGGGAAGCAGCGGGUGUCAUGAGAUCGCGGCGGCGUAGCAUGCCGUCGAUGGAUCGAGAUGGACUCGAGGUCGUUGAGAACGUGAUUCCCCUCCGAGGUGGCGUCAAGAGGCCAAGAGGUGGCGGUAGAAAGUCCACGGGACAGAGCCAUGCGAGCCACCAGGCCACGAAGGCCCAGACCGAGGCUGAACCGUACGAGGAAGAUGGCGGGGCAGAGCUGGAUGAGGAGGAUAGAGAGCUCCUCGGCGAGGUGGAUGCAGAUGAGAGCGAGGAGGAUGAAGACGAGGACAUGGACGACUGA
Lecanosticta acicola is the source of this 2607-nucleotide messenger RNA. Lineage: Eukaryota; Fungi; Ascomycota; Dothideomycetes; Mycosphaerellales; Mycosphaerellaceae. The record is from the annotation of a GenBank genome assembly.